Messenger RNA from Mya arenaria, 1736 nucleotides. RefSeq names its product aromatic-L-amino-acid decarboxylase-like. Gene Ontology annotation, biological process: serotonin biosynthetic process; catecholamine metabolic process; amino acid metabolic process. The record is from RefSeq and is a predicted model, not a curated record. Gene Ontology annotation, molecular function: aromatic-L-amino-acid decarboxylase activity; pyridoxal phosphate binding. Lineage: Eukaryota; Metazoa; Mollusca; Bivalvia; Myida; Myidae. The coding region runs from base 131 to 1549 and encodes 472 amino acids. The transcript has 13 exons.
AUAGCAGAUAGGAUGGAAUAGGGACUCAGAUUGAGGUUGUAAUUAGUUUCUAAGCGAAAGGAGAUAACAUUUCGAAAUCAGUAAACGUUCGUUGACUUUAUUUGGGCUUUCGACAGUAAAAGGGCCAACGAUGGACGCCGAAGAAUUCCGAAAACGCGGGAAAGAGAUGAUCGAUUAUGUUGCCGACUAUCUCGAAAAUGUCCGAGAUCGCCGAGUGUUCCCGGAAGUUAGUCCAGGGUACCUGCGUGAACUUAUACCCGACCACGCACCAGAAGAGGGAGAAAAGUGGGAAAAUGUCUUUAAAGACAUUGAACGGGUGAUAAUGCCGGGGGUGACCCACUGGCACUCCCCACAGUUCCAUGCCUACUACCCGACAGCUAAUUCAUACCCUGCGAUCGUUGCCGACAUCCUGUCGGACUCCAUUGGAUGCAUUGGUUUCACCUGGGCGUCGAGUCCCGCCUGUACGGAGUUGGAGGUUGUUGUUCUUGAUUGGCUGGGCAAGCUACUCAACCUACCAGAGGAAUUCCUACACGGUAGCGGUGGCAGAGGAGGCGGUGUAAUUCAGAGUACUGCGAGUGAAGCUACUCUUGUGGCAUUACUGUCUGCGCGUGCGCGUGAGAUCUUCCGGUACAAGCAGAAGAACCCGGAUGUAGAAGAUGGCGUCAUUAUGUCGAAGUUUGUCGCCUAUUCUUCUGAUCAGGCGCACUCGUCCGUGGAAAGGGCGGGUCUUAUCGCGUGUAUAAAGAUGCGAGCCUUACCUACGGACGAUAACUCUGCUCUCCGUGGACACGCCCUCAAAGAGGCGAUUGACAGGGACCGCGCACAAGGAUUCAUUCCAAUAUUUGUUUGUGCAACGCUGGGUACCACACCUUCAUGUGCCUUUGACAACACCAUGGAACUUGGGAAAAUAUGUGAGGAAGAAGGAAUCUGGAUGCAUGUCGACGCUGCCUAUGCCGGAAGUGCUUUCAUCUGCCCAGAGUUCAGGCCGCUGCUUGAUGGCGUCGAGUAUGCAGAGUCAUUCAACUUCAACCCACACAAAUGGCUGAAUGUGAACUUUGACUGUUCGUCAAUGUGGGUAAAAGACAGUACCUUACUAACAGAGGCAUUCAAUGUGGACCCGCUUUACCUUAAACAUGAGAACCAGGGACAGAUGCCGGACUACAGGCACUGGCACAUACCACUGGGUAGAAGGUUUAGAUCCCUGAAACUAUGGUUCGUUCUUCGCAUGUUUGGACUCAAGGGUCUACAAGAAGGAAUUAGAAAGGAUGUGCAAUUAGCCCACCAAUUUGAAGAUCUAGUUCGAUCUGAUGAGCGGUUUGAGGUCGUACAGAAAGUCGUCAUGGGGCUUGUGUGCUUCAGGUUGAAGGGAACAAACGAAGUCAAUGAGAAACUUUUAAAGGAUAUAAACGCAGACGGCCGUAUACACAUGGUGCCAUCGAUAGUCAAGGAAGUUUAUUUCUUACGAUUUGCAAUAUGCGCGUCACGAACAACAUCUGAUGACGUCAGAUUUGCGUGGAACGUCAUCAAAGAACUGGCUAGUAAAAUGUAGAUGGAUUGAAUAAGACCAAUAUGCAGAUUUAUUGAUGCAAUUAAAAGUAGUUGAGCUAUGAUGCUAUUACAUUUGUACUCGGUUGCAAAUGUUUUAUAUUUUAAUUAAUGAUCAGUGUAUUUACUUAUAUACAUAUAUUUACAUUUUGUUUUGUACAUAAUUUAUGCAUAAAUCGUUGUUGAAUAUG